Trichechus manatus latirostris (Florida manatee) is the source of this 6878-nucleotide messenger RNA. It is a transcript of the gene IPO8, whose product is annotated as importin 8. Gene Ontology annotation, cellular component: cytosol; nuclear envelope. The transcript is spliced from 23 exons. Gene Ontology annotation, biological process: protein import into nucleus. Gene Ontology annotation, molecular function: small GTPase binding. NCBI's taxonomy places the organism in Eukaryota, Metazoa, Chordata, Mammalia, Sirenia, Trichechidae. Bases 1687 to 4614 code for a protein of 975 amino acids. The record is from RefSeq and is a predicted model, not a curated record.
CAGGGCUCCUUUCCUUAUCCAGAGUAAUCCAUAAUUAUCUGCAAGAGUAAUUAAUAUUAUCUUUUAAAUUAUUAUAUUAAGUUCACUUUUAUUUUUAACUAAUUGCAGAUUUCUUUCACCUAUACAAAUUAGUCAAUUUGCCUUUUAUAUAGGCAUAGUGUCCCAGAAUACAAAUAUUUUUUAGUUAUAAAAUUAAUAGAUCUAAUUACUGAAUCAUAAGUAAGUUUAUGAUUUUACUAUGUAUUUUUGCUGUUUGAAGGCUGCUUUUCUUUAUUUACAAAACUAGUUCCAUAGGAAUUUAAAUGAGCUUGUAUAGGAUAUAGCUGAUUUUUCCUUUUGCAAAGAUUAAUCCCAUAUAAUCAUUCUGAACUGCUGACAUUUUAGCCCAUAUUCUUGAUCAUUUAUUAAUUUUUUAACAGUCUACAAUUUUUUAUUGAAUAUUCUAUGCCAGUCAUUAUAUAAAAUAUAAUAACAGUACUGGGAUAAAAGGUGGUACUUGCUCUGUGUCUGUGUGAUUUAAAAUUAAAAGUAAAAUAAAACAAAAACCACACUAACAUAAACACAAAAACUCCCAAAUAACUUUUUUUCACCAAACAAAUUGAAACUUUAGGUAGAAUCAUCUUUUUCAGAUCUUUGGUGAAUCACAAAUAAUUAAGAGGAGUUUAUAGGAUGUCAAGUUCAUAAUUUAACUAAAUUUCUAUUGUAGUAUAAUUAUAGCCAGUGUCAAACAUGUUGGUUUGUCUGUGGUCUAAUGUUUUUACCAGCCAAUUCAGUUUUAUGAUAAAAAGGGGUGAAGAGGGGUAAACUUGGUUAAGAAGGGAGAGGAGAGCGUUAAGGGAAGGAAGUUAUGAUGCUUUGUGGAUCACAUCUCUUUAUUCUUAUAUACCAAAACAUAACAUUAUAUGUAAGUUAUUUGUUUAAUUUCUGUGUUCCACUGGAUGGUUAAGAGCUUCGCAUUCCUUCUGAAAAACCCUGUAGGAGUAUAUUAGCUUGUUUCUUUCAGAAGCAUUUUGUUAAAAGUUGAAGUUGGUUAACAAGAAUAGGAACAAAAUCAUUGAUUAUAGAUUUUGAUAGAAAUAAACAGAGAAAAAUUUCCUGAGAUUUUCUGAAAAUAUUUGAAGGAUGAUAUCCUUCUCCCUAGUAUUAUAUUUACAAGUAUUAAAUAUUUCAAAAAAAGUUAAGUGGAGAUUACAGAUGCUUUAAAAAGUAUGUGUAUAGAUUUUUCAAAAUGGUAGUGCCAAAUAGAGGAGGUGAAAGAAAAUAAGUAAAAAAGCAAUCUACCUAAAGAAAAGUAGAAUUUUUCCUGUUGUGAACUCAGUAUUAAGCGUUUUGAAAAAUGUGACUCAUGAUCUUGAACUACAUCGAGUAGAGUCUCAUUUCGACCUUGUAUUUUGGCUAAGGAUGUGUACUUGAUUCCUAAAUAAUUAUUCUGUUAGCCUGAUUUGACAAAAUGCUUACUGCUUAGACUUGCUUAACUAGCUAAAGAGAAACCUUCAAAUUAUUUCCCAUUUUCCCUUACUUGCUUCGCUGUUUAUAACUGUAGGAUUUUCCACCUUUUGCUGCAUUUCAUGUUUAGCAUUGAAGGACUUAGACUUUCAUGCUCUGUAAAGUUAAAUAAAGCCACCCUUUCAGUACUGCUAUGUUAGCAUUUUUUCUCUUAACGUAGCUGCCAUUUACCUGAAGAACAUGGUGACACAGUACUGGCCAGACCGAGAACCUCCACCAGGAGAAGCAAUAUUUCCAUUCAACAUUCAUGAAAAUGAUCGCCAGCAGAUACGUGAUAACAUUGUGGAAGGAAUAAUUCGGUCUCCGGAUUUAGUGAGAGUCCAGUUAACGAUGUGUCUCCGUGCCAUCAUUAAACAUGAUUUUCCUGGUCACUGGCCAUCGGUAGUCGACAAGAUAGACUAUUACUUGCAAUCACAGAGCAGUGGAAGCUGGCUUGGCAGUUUAUUAUGUCUGUAUCAACUGGUGAAGACAUAUGAAUACAAGAAAGUAGAGGAAAGAGAACCCCUUAUAGCAGCAAUGCAUGUAUUUCUGCCUCGUAUUCAACAGCAAAUCAUCCAGCUCCUUCCUGAUUCCUCCCAUUAUUCUGUGUUACUACAGAAACAGAUUCUGAAAAUCUUUUACGCAUUUGUUCAGUAUGCAUUGCCUCUUCAGCUGAUGAAUAACCAAACCAUGACAGAAUGGAUGGAGAUCUUUCGAACCAUUAUUGACAGAACAGUUCCUCCUGAGACUCUGCAAAUUGAUGAGGAUGAUAGACCAGAAUUAGUAUGGUGGAAGUGUAAGAAGUGGGCAUUGCAUAUUGUAGCUCGUCUUUUUGAACGAUAUGGAAGCCCAGGAACUGUCACAAAAGAAUACUUUGAAUUUUCUGAAUUCUUCUUGAAAACCUAUGCAGUAGGAAUUCAGCAGGUACUACUAAAAAUUUUAGACCAAUAUAGACAGAAAGAAUAUGUAGCCCCCCGUGUUCUUCAGCAAGCAUUCAACUAUCUCAAUCAAGGGGUUGUUCAUUCUGUAACCUGGAAGCAGAUGAAGCCACACAUACAGAAUAUCUCUGAGGAUGUGAUUUUUUCUGUGAUGUGUUAUAAAGAUGAGGAUGAAGAGCUGUGGCAAGAAGAUCCAUACGAGUAUAUAAGGAUGAAAUUUGAUAUUUUUGAAGAUUAUGCUUCUCCCACUACAGCAGCCCAGGCUCUCUUAUAUACUGCUGCAAAGAAAAGGAAAGAGGUGUUGCCAAAAAUGAUGGCAUUCUGUUAUCAAAUCCUAACAGACCCGAACUUUGACCCUAGGAAGAAAGAUGGAGCCCUGCAUGUGAUUGGUUCCCUAGCUGACAUUUUAUUGAAGAAGAGUCUAUUCAAGGACCAAAUGGAGUUGUUGCUGCAGAAUCAUGUAUUUCCAUUAUUAUUGUCUAACCUGGGAUAUCUUCGAGCUAGAUCGUGUUGGGUACUUCAUGCAUUCAGUUCUUUGAAGUUUCAUAAUGAGCUCAACCUAAGAAAUGCAGUUGAACUAGCCAAGAAGAGCCUGAUUGAAGAUAAAGAGAUGCCUGUCAAAGUAGAAGCUGCCCUUGCUCUUCAGUCAUUAAUUUCUAACCAGAUACAAGCUAAGGAAUAUAUGAAGCCACAUGUGAGGUCUAUUAUGCAGGAGCUGUUGCACAUUGUUAGAGAGACAGAAAAUGAUGAUGUUACUAAUGUUAUCCAGAAGAUGAUAUGUGAAUACAGUCAAGAGGUGGCCUCAAUUGCUGUUGAUAUGACACAACACUUGGCAGAGAUAUUUGGAAAAGUUCUUCAAAGUGAUGAAUAUGAAGAAGUUGAAGACAAGACAGUAAUGGCUAUGGGAAUUUUACAUACCAUUGAUACUAUCUUGACAGUUGUAGAAGAUCAUAAAGAGGUUACUCAACAGUUAGAAAAUAUCUGUCUACAGAUCAUUGAUCUUGUUUUACGUAAACAUAUAAUCGAAUUUUAUGAAGAAAUCUUUUCAUUGGCAUAUAGUUUAACCUGUCAUAGUAUUUCCCCUCAAAUGUGGCAGCUUCUAGGUAUAUUAUAUGAAGUUUUUCAGCAGGAUUGUUUUGAAUAUUUUACAGACAUGAUGCCUCUCCUGCAUAAUUAUGUGACAAUAGAUACAAAUACUUUACUAUCAAAUCCAAAGCAUUUAGAAAUACUUUUUACAAUGUGUAGAAAGGUACUGUCUGGAGAUGCAGGAGAAGAUGCAGAAUGUCAUGCAGCCAAACUUCUAGAAGUCAUUAUUCUUCAGUGCAAAGGAAGGGGAAUUGAUCAGUGCAUUCCUCUCUUUGUUCAACUUGUUUUGGAGCGAUUAACUCGAGGGGUCAAAACCAGUGAGCUCCGUACUAUGUGUCUUCAGGUUGCAAUUGCUGCCUUGUACUACAACCCUGAUUUGCUGCUACAUACAUUAGAACAAAUUCAGUUACCUCACAAUCCUGGACCUAUAACUGUACAGUUUAUAAAUCAGUGGAUGAAUGAUACAGAUUGUUUUCUUGGGCAUCAUGACCGGAAAAUGUGUGUAAUAGGACUGAGUAUCCUUUUGCAAUUGCAAAAUCGACCUCCUGCAGUAGAUGCUGUGGUGGGACAGAUUGUUCCCUCAAUUCUCUUCCUCUUCCUUGGCCUAAAGCAGGUCUGUGCUUCUAGACAAUUGCUAGACCGGGAAAAUCACUCAAAAGCAGAGAAAGCUGAUAUAGAAGAAAAUGAGGAAAUUUCAAGUGAUGAAGAGGAGACAAAUGUAACUGCUCAAGCAAUGCAGUCAAAUAAUGGAAGAGGUGAAGAUGAGGAGGAAGAUGAUGAUGACUGGGAUGAAGAAGUGUUGGAAGAAACUGCCCUUGAGGGAUUCAGCACUCCACUUGACCUUGACAAUAGUGUGGAUGAAUAUCAGUUUUUCACACAAGCUCUGCUAACUGUGCAGAAUCGAGAUGCUGCCUGGUAUCAACUGCUGGUGGCACCACUCAGUGAGGAUCAGAGGAGAGCACUGCAGGAGGUUUACACAGUGGCAGAGCACCGAAGAUCUGUGGCAGAGGCAAAGAAGAAGAUUGAACAACAGGGAGGCUUCACAUUUGAAAACAAAGGAGUUCUCACUGCUUUUAACUUUGGGUCGGUGCCCAGCAACAACUGAAAGAAGAAACGUCAACCGACCAAAGGUUUUCGCUACAUUUUAUUUCAUAAGGGUGGUGUGAGGGACAAGAGGAGGAAAUGAGGGGGCUGCCUUUCUACUGCCCUCCUACCGUACCAGCUACCAUCUGGCAUUAGGCAGCACUUCUGUCUGCUCUUGUCUUCCCCUUUGACCUUUCUCGUCUGGAAACAUGUAUUUUAAACAGCUACUGUAAUGUAUGAAAGUAAACAAAAUCAUCGAACUGAAAAGGACAAACCAUAUGCUCCAAAGGAAGAAUGACCAAGGUGGUUCUAGAAGACUGGACUGAAUUGCACGUCUCAGGUUUUUGCCAUGCAGAAUCAGUGCAUUUAUGCGGAUAACAGUGCCUUCUGUUGUACAUGAAUUAUCUGAAAAAUUUUUUUGGAGUGCAUUGCAAUUUUUUUUAAAGCAUAAAACAUAUUUCUAGAUAUAAUGUAAACCUUGGUUAUAUGUUGACUUAUUCUGCAUUUUACUGUGUGGAUUUACUGUUAGGCAGUUAGCUACAAGUCACUCUGGUUUCAAAAAUGUCAUUGCUCCCCUAGCUCAUCCUACUGCUGGGGGCUUCCUUCAGGGGUUGUAAAAUAUGCACUGGCUCUGGUUUUUCAUAACAUGUUUUGUGUCUUUCCUAAGAAGUGUCUUAUUUCCUCUUCCAACAUAAUUUUCAGGCCCAAAAGGGGUGGUAUUUCUUUCGGGGUCAGCAUAUAUGAAUAUCAAUUUCAUUCAUAGCCUGGUAGGUUCAGGACUCAACAGUUUCUUGGCAGCAAGUGGUGGGGGCUCUUUAAUCACUGGAGUUAACUGUAAGUUUGUGUAUAUUCUGAAUCAUGUAAUUUUAAUUAUGCAUGUCUUAGUUAUCUAGUGCUGCUAUAACAGAAAUACCACAAGUGGAUGGCUUUAACAAACAGAAAUGUAUUUUCUCACAGUUUAGGAGGCUAGAAGUCCAAAUUCAGAGUGCUGACUCUAGGGGAAGGCUCUCUGUUGGCUCUGGAGGAAGGGCCUUGUCUUCACCUUCUGCUUCCUGGUUCCUUGGAGAUCUCCAUGUGUCUUGGCAUGUAUCUUACCCCAUCACUCUUCUUCACUUGCUUGUUUAAUCUCUUUUAUAUCUCCAAAGAGAUUGACUCAAGAUACACCCUACACUAAUCCUGUCUCAUUAACAUAACAAAGAAAACCCAUUCCCAAAUGGGAUUAUAACCACAGUUCUAGAGGUUAGGAUAUACGACACAUUUUUGGAGGGACACAGUUCAAUCCAUAACAAUGCAAUUAAUUGAUAAUUACAUCUAAAGCACAUUGAACUUCUAGGAGAAAGGUGCUACAUAAGCACACUGUCGUUUUGGAUGAGGGCUUACAUUUUCGAUAAGUUAUCAUUCCAGCUGUGUUGGACCAGGGCCCAAAACGUUUUACAACAAUAGUUUUUAUUUAGGAAAAAGACCCAAAUAAAUCUAACAUCUUGCUUUCUCACACAUAAGAAUUUUUCUCCUGCCUAAUUUGUUUUAGUUUUUUUUAUAGCUCAGUUUGGCUUCUUAUAUUUUUCAAGGGUUGGGGAUAUUGGGCAGCUGCAUUCUUAGACUGUAAUGAUGUAAGAUAGUCCAUAGAAAAUAUUGCAGGUAGGGGUUACAGCUGUUUUCCUCAACUGGUCAAGAUUAGAAUAUAGAUCAUAGUGUUUUCAUUCCAUAAAAUGAAAAUAUAUUUUCAGAAUUUAACAUAUUAUUGGAUGUGAUAUAGUUUUUCCAUUUUUGUGGAAUGUCUGCAGCUUAAAUUUCCCAUCAGUGACUGGAGGAAUUUUCUCCAGGUGCUUCCUAUAUUGCCAUCCCUUGUUAAUACUAACUCUUUUUAGAAUUUUAGGUUAUUUAAGUAUUUUUUACAGGAUUACCCGAAAAGCCAUGAGUUUCUGAGUUAAAUGAUCUUCUGCUUUCCUCUCUCCCUUUCCAAGGUAUUAAAGCUGACAUGUGCCAACUGGCAGUUAAAAGAGAAAGAUGACAUUGGGGGACAUUUUAAAGGUUUUAAACUUGAAACGCUUCUUAUUCUACCUAUGUCCCAUGUGGUUUUUGGAGAAUUUAUUUUGUCAUAUUAUCUUCUACAGUAUUAAAGGGAAAGAAGUAUUAAUGUGCAUCACCCCUAUCUUAUUUUUGAAGCCAGGGUAGUUGUAUAAUUUUGUUACCAGCAGUGCUAAACCGAAUGUGAUCUGGUUACCUUGGAAAUGCAGGAACUUAACUGAAUGUACUGUAAAAUAAAAUGCAGAUUGAUUCCCAGAA